AUAAGCUUUUUUUUUAAUUAAAUCUCGCCAAAUUUGAGGAAUUAUUCCAACAUUUUCUGAAAAUAUAAUAUGAACUGCAUUAUUUUAAAAAAAGUGUACCUUGGAAAGUAUACAAUUUGCAUACAUGCAAAGUUUGUGGAAAAACGCAUUUCUUUUUUCAAGAUGUUUCCAACUCCGACAUUGAACCAAUUCUGUAGAAUGGCCCAUAUACAAGCUCAAAUUACGAGCCGUUAAGUUACAGUUUCCCGUUUCCUGACAGUAUUCCUCACAACCUAGACAUCUCUCGUGCCGAGCUCGCCUUGACCUGUUAGUGGGUGGAGUAGGUGAGCAAUGUGGACAGGUAAAGUAAAGGUGUGCGUCAGUAGUCUAUCUACUAACCAUCGGACCCCUCAACACAUUUUACAACAGUUGCGACAUUGCUGUUGUAGAUUUAACACGUAGGCUAAUACUAUUCUGGACUGCAUAAUGCUGAAGAAAACGCAAGGCUCGGCCGACGCGGACGCGUCGCGCAUUCUUGUGAAGGGUCCAGAGUUUUUGAGGAGACAGUUGGAGCGAGAAAGCGAGGCGAAUAAAGGGCGCGUCAGUGCGGUGGAGAGGUUGGCAGCCACUAAACCUCAAUAUGUAAAAAGCCAACAAGUGGUCGGUUCUACUCAAGAACCGGUAAUCAGCAUCGGGUCUGCCUCCGUGAGCAGUCAAGGGUCUUCAAACGGGCACGGUUCCGUUAAGAACGCCACUAAUGUUGAUGUUAAGGACAUUCCUGAAGAAGAUAGCAAUGUAGUGAGACGGAGCAGCUCGAAGAAACGACCGGACUCGAUUUUAUUAUACAGACAGAAGUGUGAACUCAUGAGAGGAUUGCCUGGCGGGAGUAGGAGAUUGAUUAAAAAGUCAUUAUUUUCUCUUAAAGAGAAGACAAACGCAUUUCCUGAGACGCGAGGUGGUGAAUCAGACGUUGAGAUAACUGACAGAAAAGACCGCGCGCCUUGCGCCAGACGUAAUGACUGCGGGAAAGAGUCCACUCAGGUAACUUUACACAUCUCAAACGGGAAGCCAGGUGAGACAAACUUUGUGCCGAAAGGACCUGCUAACAGGAGAGUCGCUGAAACCCAAGAGCAGGAGCGCAAGAGCCGGAGGGGGGUCGCGCGCUCCAGCUCUGACAUCAGCUCGCGCUACUCGAAAAACUUCGCGGACUUCGACGCGUUCUUCAAAUACUGCGGGCUCGAGGGUGACGUAGUUGAGUCCUUGGGCAAAGAGAACUUUUCCGCGCGCUCGGACGACCUCAGCUCCAGAAUCCGGAGCAUCAGCGUCUCGACUUCAGAUGACGGAUUCUCGAGGAGCAGCGACGGCCUGCAAGAGGAGGAAUUACAGGAGACGGUCCGUCAAGGGACGUCAGUUGUCGAGCGCAACGCUCGGAUCAUCAAGUGGCUUUACAGCUGCAGAAACGCAGCGGAGUCGGGAAAGACUCUGCGAGAUCUGGAUUAAAUUGGGUCAUGUUAAACGUGCUGUAAGAUAUUUUUCCCCCUAUACAACGCAUGUCCCGGCUAUUUGACUUAAAAAUACUGGGCCUAACGUUAUAUGUGAAAUCUCUUGACCGUUAACAUCAGAAAAAAAGAGUCAGUGGAGCGUCCCGCGCGUUUUUAGCCAAUCAGAAAACUAGCAAUCAACCUGACUGAUUCGGCUAAUUCACAAACUCUAAAAGUUCUUAAAGGGUUUUAGGAUGUUUUUUUUUCUAUUUAAAAUAUGAAAUGCGAUAAACAUUUUGCUUUACAACAUAAAUUACACACAUUAAUGUUACCUCACACCUGAAUUUUGAAGCCACUGUUCUUUGAAAACAUAAGUUGCUAACAAAUUGCUAUAUUUAAAGGAACACUCCAUUUUUUUU
Messenger RNA from Megalobrama amblycephala (Wuchang bream), 1879 nucleotides. It is a transcript of the gene fam110c, whose product is annotated as family with sequence similarity 110 member C. Lineage: Eukaryota; Metazoa; Chordata; Actinopteri; Cypriniformes; Xenocyprididae. The record is from RefSeq and is a predicted model, not a curated record. The transcript has a single exon. Bases 466 to 1479 code for a protein of 337 amino acids.